Molecule: messenger RNA, 391 nt
Organism: Baudoinia panamericana UAMH 10762
Lineage: Eukaryota; Fungi; Ascomycota; Dothideomycetes; Mycosphaerellales; Teratosphaeriaceae
Exons: 1
Coding region: 106-309 (67 amino acids)
Source: RefSeq, a predicted model, not a curated record
CUGAACUUCAGUUAGCUGCAUCGAUCCUUACGCUGGGCUACGCCGGAUGCACAAAGAAAGUACAGCGAUCAGGUCGGUCUGGAGCAGUGGGAUGCUGUAGCAGAAAUGUUGUUCCCGGCUGGCUUCGACCUCAUGGCUGCAGUUCAGCCAGGAAUGACCGGUGCGCGCUACUUUGAGGAAGUCAUUCUGGCAGAUGAACGAGUGGUUUUGCUCAGCAACGCCACGUCGCAUCUAAAGGCCAUAGACGCUGGCAGCGUGACGGGCGAGAGGGUGGCGUUUAUCGUGGAGAGUGCGGCGAUUGUAGUAUAGGGUGCUGGCGGAAGGUGUGGGAGGAGACACAGUGACGAGACGAGGGUGCACCAUGGAUCUCGGUGCGGAUCAUCCUGGUAUG